Marmota monax (woodchuck) is the source of this 1133-nucleotide messenger RNA. RefSeq names its product keratin-associated protein 4-2-like. The coding region runs from base 40 to 687 and encodes 215 amino acids. Gene Ontology annotation, cellular component: keratin filament. The transcript has a single exon. The record is from RefSeq and is a predicted model, not a curated record. Lineage: Eukaryota; Metazoa; Chordata; Mammalia; Rodentia; Sciuridae.
CUUCCUGGAAACACCCCAGAACCUCCAGUCUCUGUCACCAUGUGCAACUCCUCUUGUGGCUCCUGCUGCUCUGGCCAGGGCUGUGGCUGCUGCCAGCCCAGGUGCUGCCAGACCACCUGCUGCAGGACCACCUGCUGCCGCCCCAGCUGCUGUAGCUCCAGCUGCUGCAGCCCCUGCUGUGGUGGUUCCAGUGGCUCCAGCUGCUGCUGCCCCACCUGCCUCCAGACCACGUGCUGCAGGACCACCUGCUGCCGCCCCAGCUGCUGUGAGUCCUGCUGUGGUGGUUCCAGUGGCUGUGGCUCCAGUGGCUGUGGCUCCUGCUGCUGCCAGCCCAUUUGCUGUAGGACCACCUGCUGCAGGACCACCUGCUGCCGCCCCAGCUGCUGUGGCUCCAGCUGCUGCAGCCCAUGCUGUGGUGGCUCCAGUGACUGUGGAGGUUCUAGUGGCUGUGGCUCCUGCUGCUGCCGCCCCACCUGCCUCCAGACCACUUGCUGCAGGACCACCUGCUGCCGCCCCAGCUGCUGUGGGUCCUGCUGUGGUGGCUCCAGUGGCUGUGGCUCCAGUGGCUGUGGCUCCUGCUGCUGUCGCCCCUGCUGCUGUGUCUCCACUUGCUGCCACCCUUGCUGCUGCCGCCCCAUCUGCUGUAGGACCACCUGCUGCCCCCCCAACUUCUGUGGCUCCUGUUGAUGCGCCCUAUGUGCUGACAGUCUGAGCUGCCGGCCCCCUUUUUCCCAGCCACCCCAGGGGCUACAUGUCAGCUCCUGCAGGCCCUCCUGCUGCAGCCCCAGAAGCUGCCAGAACCCCUGCUGCACAUCCCAGAGCUGCCCUCACUUGCUGGGCUUCCAGCUGCUGCCCCCCUGUUUGUCUCCAGUCCACCUGAUGCUCCCAGUCUGCUCUAGUGGUUCCUGCUGCUGAGAUCUGACCUUAUCUCUGUUCUUCAACCAGUGUCCUCCAAGGCCUCAUCUCUCAGCCCCCACAGGAUGGAGCAAUGGGACACUCCCCUCCCCCACUGCCUGCUCAGUCCCUGACCAAUGUCAGCCUCCCUCUACUCUCAUCUUACCCCUUUGGAUAUUAUUGCUCUCUGACUUGCUGUCUCAUGUGGACAUAGACCUGCAUCUUCAAUAAAUAUACAA